This is a messenger RNA of Racocetra fulgida, 395 nucleotides long. Lineage: Eukaryota; Fungi; Glomeromycota; Glomeromycetes; Diversisporales; Gigasporaceae. The record is from the annotation of a GenBank genome assembly.
UUCAAGAAGAUUCUUAUUUUAGAUUUUAUGUUAAGGGCGCUAGUGAAAUGUUACUUCAAAAAUCACAAUGUAUAAUUGAUACUAAAACUCUUGCAAUUGCAUAUCGUGACUUAGAACAAUGGCCCCCUGAUGAAAUAGAUUUAGAUCCUGAUGGUGAGGUAAAAUUUAAAGAUUUAAUGGAGGAUAUUACAUUAUUGUGUAUUGUUACUGGUGAUGAUAUUUGGAUAGCAAAAUCUAUUGCAGAACAAUGUGGUAUUUAUACAGCAGAAGUUCUUGCAAAAUCUAGUCCUGAAGACAAAAAAAUAUUGGCUGGAAUAUUAAAGGACGAAUUCGAUGAUAUUGUCGCUGUAACUGGUGAUGGUUCUAAUGAUGGUCCUGCAUUAAGGACUGCUGAU